Molecule: messenger RNA, 1338 nt
Organism: Pelodiscus sinensis (Chinese soft-shelled turtle)
Lineage: Eukaryota; Metazoa; Chordata; Testudines; Trionychidae
Source: RefSeq, a predicted model, not a curated record
AUGCCAGACCCCUUGGAGGGAGCCGACCAGCACGUGGCCGAGGCGACCAGCCGGCCAGUGGUCCUAGAUUUCCAGAACGCCGCUGCCAAGGUCCCUCAUCCGAAGGCCUGGAUGGAAACCAAGAUGCCCUGGAUGCCAGGGAAAGUCCUCUCCUGGGUCAGGAAGUGGCUGAACUUAGGAAAGCCGGGGGAGGAGCUGACCAGCCUGGCGGGGAUCUGUGCUGAGCCCCGGCUGCUCACGGCCACUGCUGAUCCAGGGGGAGGGCUGCCCGAGAAGAGGCACCGUGUGCAGAGGAUACAAACCGACGCCAGGGGGUUCAGCCCCGAGCAGGCUGCGAAGAGCCACAACGGGGCCUCCCCAAACUGGCUGCCAAGCAGCGCAGCGUCCUGCGGCAAUGGACAGGGCUCAGCAGAUUCCCACACCAGCCGGCCGUCCCUGGACUCAGACGUGUCCCUGGAGGAGGAGCGUGAGACCGCCCAGCGCGAGGUGGAGAACCAGGCCCAGCAGCAGUUGGAGAGGGCCAAGCACAAGCCGGUAGCAUUUGCUGUGCGCACCAAUGUCAGCUACUGCGGAGCCCUGGAUGAGGAGUGUCCCGUGCAGGGAUCCGCCAUCAACUUCGAAGCCAAAGACUUCCUGCACAUCAAGGAGAAAUACAGCAAUGACUGGUGGAUCGGGCGGCUAGUGAAGGAGGGGGGGGACGUCGCUUUCAUCCCCAGCCCCCAGCGGCUGGAGGCCAUACGGCUGAAGCAGGAGCAGAAAGCCAGGUGCAGGGGCCGCCGGGGGGGAAUCUCUGGGCCCGUCCCCUGCAGCCUGGUCCCAUGGGGUCAGCGUAGUCACGCCCAUCCUUGCGGGGAGCCAGCGGCAGCACGCCCAUCCUGCACCUCAGCAGCGCAGCCCGGAGCUUCCGACAGGCUCCAAGGCAGCUCCGUGACGGACAUGAUGCAGAAGGCACUCUUCGACUUCCUCAAGCACAGGUUUGAUGGCAGGAUCUCCAUCACCCGCGUCACCGCCGACCUGUCCCUCGCCAAACGCUCCGUCCUCAACAACCCGGGCAAGCGCGCCAUCAUCGAACGCUCCACCACCCGCUCCAGCAUCGCCGAGGUGCAGAGCGAGAUCGAGCGCAUCUUCGAGCUGGCCAAGGCUCUGCAGCUGGUGGUGCUGGACGCCGACACCAUCAACCACCCAGCCCAGCUGGCCAAGACCUCGCUGGCCCCCAUCGUGGUCUACGUCAAGGUGUCCUCGCCCAAGGUGAGCGAGGUCGCGGGAGCCCCGGGGCCAGGAAGCACUUACUGCACUGCCGCCUGCAGCCUGUUUAACAAAGAAGCGUUUGCAGUUUAG